Messenger RNA from Andrographis paniculata, 1722 nucleotides. RefSeq names its product protein EXORDIUM-like 3. Bases 20 to 1033 code for a protein of 337 amino acids. NCBI's taxonomy places the organism in Eukaryota, Viridiplantae, Streptophyta, Magnoliopsida, Lamiales, Acanthaceae. The record is from RefSeq and is a predicted model, not a curated record. The transcript has a single exon.
UCCCAAAUCCCCACCCCCCAUGACUCCCCUCCCCCUCCUCCUCCUCCUCGCCGCCCUCCUCUCCGCCGCCGCCCCCUCCGCCGUCUCCUGGAGGCCCUGGCCCCCCUCCGCCGCCCGCAACACCACCGCCCUCCUGUAUGGCGCCUCCAAAAAAUACGAAGGGUCGUCGGAAUUCGUCCGCCUGAAAUACCACAUGGGCCCCGUCCUCACAGCCAACAUCACCGUCUACCCAAUUUGGUACGGCCGGUGGCGGCCGGCGCAGAAACGCAUCAUCCGCGACUUCAUUUCCUCCAUCUCCGCCGCCGGCGCGCGGCGGCCCUCCGUCGCCGGCUGGUGGCGAACCGUCCAGCAGUACACCGACCAAACCGGCGCCAACAUCUCCCGGACCGUCCUCGCCGGUCCGGAGAAAACCGACCGGUUCUACUCACACGGCAAAUCCCUCACCCGCCUCUCCGUCCAGUCCGUCAUCAAAUCCGCCGUCGCCGCUUCCUCCCGCCCCCUUCCGAUCAACCCCCGCGGCGGCGUCUACCUCCUCCUCACCUCCGGCGACGUCUACGUCCAAGACUUCUGCAACAACGUCUGCGGCUUCCAUUACUUCACCUUCCCGUCGAUCGUCGGCUACACUCUCCCCUACGCCUGGGUCGGCAACUCCGGCGACCUCUGCCCCGGCGUCUGCGCCUACCCCUUCGCCGUGCCGGCGUACAUUCCGACGCUGACGGCCGUUAAGUCCCCUAACGGCGACGUCGGCGUCGACGGCAUGAUCAGCGUAAUCGCGCACGAAAUCGCUGAGGUCGCGACGAAUCCGUUAGUUAACGCCUGGUACGCUGGCCAAGACCCAGUUUUUCCGGUGGAAAUCGCCGAUUUGUGCGAGGGAAUCUACGGCACCGGCGGCGGCGGCUCCUACACCGGCCAAAUGCUGAACGACAAAGACGGCGCCACCUACAAUAUGCACGGACUCCGGCGGCGGUUCUUGGUCCAGUGGGUUUGGAACAAUCUCGUUAAUUACUGCACUGGACCAAAUGCCCUUGAUUAGCACAAAACUUCAUCUUCUUCAUCGAUUCUGCCAUUGCAAUUAGGGUUUAUAAGCUUAUAUCUAAAUUGGGGGGUUUUUUUUAUCUGCAAUUUUUGUGCAAUAUUUUGGAGAUAUUCGAAUUUGAAUUUGAAUUUGAGAAAACAAAAAAGAAAAGGUCGAUCAGUGAUCGCCACCGUCGACGGUGUGGAGCCCGCCAGCUGGCAGCUGUGGUGCCCAAGAGGAUACACUGGUUUUUUUUAUUUUUGCCAUUUUCGAUGAAACUAAGCUAUAAAUUGAUGGAAAGUGCAUCAAAAUUGACAGGUAUUUAGUUUUAAUAACCUAAAAUUAAUGAACGGUAGCUAAAUUCAAUAAUGUUCAGUUGUUGGAAAUUUUAAUGUUGGAACUAGGCGUUUGGGAGGUCCAGGUCGCAUCAACAAUGGUGGUAUUUGAGUCUUCUGGAUCUUAGAUCCCGGGACCAUGCAAGUGGUCGUUCUAGCAUGUCAAAUCAAUCAAAACCCCAAUUGUGGUUUUCUUUCUAUCUAUCUAUCAAUUCACCACUUUGGGAUUCAAACCCAAUUAUGCUCUGUUUUCUUUUUUACCUUUUUUUUUACACUUUAUUUUUUACUCAUCUUUUAAAGAGAUACUUCUGUUGUUUUACUUUAGAAUGUGUUUCCUUUUAUUUUUAUUGAAAAAAUUUUAUUUUAAUUUUA